GGACAAACCAGUUUGUGGCCGGAGGGUGUGCACCUUCCAGCCCUACCAGCCUGUCAGGCUCGUCCCUGCACCAGAACCUCCCGUCAUUCUCCUGGCUGCUUCAGUCCAAACACGAUGCCGCUCUACUCAACGCUGUCUGGGGGGAAAUCUGGCUCUCCUAAGGCUAUGGACACACAGUCCGAUGGGAAGUCCUUUGAGCAGCUGAGGCAGGAGUGUCUGCAGGCGGGGGUUUUGUUUGAAGACCCAGACUUCCCUGCCCAAGACAGCUCUCUGUUUUACAGUCAGAGCGUGCCUGUAAAUUUUGAAUGGAAGAGACCCAAGGAGCUCUGUAAUAAUCCCAAGUUUAUUGUGAGCGGUGCCAGCAGGACGGACAUUUGCCAAGGACAGUUAGGGGACUGCUGGCUCCUCGCCGCUAUUGCUUCCUUAACCUUGAAACAAGAUGCUCUGGCCAGAGUUAUGCCCCCUGACCAGGACUUCGACCGCAAAUAUGCCGGCAUCUUCCACUUCCAGUUCUGGAUGCACAAUAAAUGGUUGGACGUGGUGGUGGACGACCGGCUGCCUACAGUUAGGAACCAGCUGGUGAUGCUGCACUCCACAUCCAAAGAUGAGUUCUGGAGUGCCUUGCUGGAGAAAGCCUACGCCAAAGUUCAUGGGAGCUAUGAGUCCCUGAAGGGCGGCAGCACGAUGGAGGCCAUGGAGGAUUUCACCGGUGGAGUGGGAGAAAUGUACGAAACCAACAACUCUAAAGAUGACCUCUUCCCCAUCAUGAAGAAGGCCCUGGACAGAGGCUCUAUGUUGGGAUGCUCCAUUGACAUCUCCAGUUCUGCAGAGUCUGAAGCCAAGACGACCACUGGCCUUGUGAAGGGACAUGCCUACUCCAUCACAGGCGUGGAGGAGGUGAAUUUCCAAGGACGGAAGGUGAGGCUGGUCCGAGUCAGGAACCCCUGGGGUCAGGUGGAGUGGAACGGACCUUGGAGUGACAAUUCGUCUGAGUGGAAUUAUGUGGACAGAUCAGACAAAACACGCCUUCAGCAGAACGCCAUAGAUGAUGGUGAAUUCUGGAUGGAAUUUGAGGACUUCAAGAAAAACUACGAUAAGGUGGAGAUCUGCAACAUGAGUCCUGACUCCCUGAUGGAAAACACAAAGCACCAGUGGGAGGUCAGUGUGUUUGAGGGCAACUGGAUACGUGGUUCCACCGCUGGAGGCUGCAGGAAUUACAUCGAUACCUUCUGGACCAACCCGCAGUACAAACUGAGGCUGGAGGACACUGACGAUGAUGAAGAUGAUUUGUGCAGUGUCGUCAUCGCCCUGAUGCAGAAGAACAGACGCAGGUUGAGGAAGGAAGGCCUGGAUCUGCGGACCAUCGGCUUCACGAUCUACGAUGCUCCACGAGAAGUGGACCAAGUAGGGAAGGAUUUCUUCCGCUACAAUCCAUCCAAAGCUCGUAGCAAGACCUACAUCAACCUGAGGGAGGUGUCUGAGCGCUUCAAGCUGCCUCCUGGUGACUACAUGGUGAUCCCGACCACCUUUCAGCCCCACGAGGAGGCCGACUUCCUGAUCCGCGUCUUCUCUGAGAAGAAGGCUACAGCUCUAGAGAUGGGAAGCAAUGUUGAUGCUGACCUGCCAGAGCCGCCGGCACCCAGCCCUCCAGAGGAGGAGACAGACGAGGAGAAAGGCCUGAGAAGGCUGUUUAAACAGCUGGCCGGACAGGAUCAGGCCAUCUGCGCCACGGAGCUCCAGCAGCUUCUGAACGGCGUCCUCAGCAGACGAAAAGAGAUCAAAUUUGAUGGUUUGAGUCUCGGCACUUGUCACAGUAUCAUCAACCUGAUGGAUGUGGACAAUACAGGGAAGCUGGAGUUCCAGGAGUUUAAGGUCUUCUGGGAAAAGAUGAAGAAGUGGAUUAUGCUCUUCUUGUCCUUUGACACCAACAGGUCAGGAAAGAUGUCGUCUUACGAGCUCCGCAACGCCCUUGACGCUGCAGGUAUGCACCUGAACAACAAGCUGCUGCAGCUAAUCGCCCUGAGGUUUGCAAAUACAGAACACGACAUCGACUUUGACGACUACCUCACCUGCAUCGUCCGUCUGGAGAACAUGUUCAGAGCGUUCCAGACUUUAGACAAAGCAAAGAUGGGGAAGGUGAACAUGAACUUGAUGCAGUUUUUGAUGCUGUCCAUGAACGUUUGAGGAGAUGCUAAAAGCAAACAAAAGCUGUCAGAAGAAUAAAGCGCAGCAGAUUGAGACUUGGCUUUCAAACGUACCUCUUUUUCAUCUUUUAAAUGCAUUUUAUGAGCCACUGUGUCAUGUGAUGUGCAGAUGGGGGGGAAAAUAUAAACAUUUUGAUCAAUUCUGCUGUUGGACUAAACACUCCAUUCAUAGAAGAUGCUAUAAAUGACAGGCAAAGGGUCAGUUAUGCGUUUUUCUUCUGUAACAUUGUUGUCUCAUAAUGUCACAAAUAUCUAACAAAAUAAUCAAUAAAUUUGGAAUAAAA
Molecule: messenger RNA, 2488 nt
Organism: Thalassophryne amazonica
Lineage: Eukaryota; Metazoa; Chordata; Actinopteri; Batrachoidiformes; Batrachoididae
Gene: capn9
Product: calpain 9
Exons: 20
Coding region: 115-2184 (689 amino acids)
Biological process (GO): proteolysis
Cellular component (GO): cytoplasm
Molecular function (GO): calcium-dependent cysteine-type endopeptidase activity; calcium ion binding
Source: RefSeq, a predicted model, not a curated record